Larimichthys crocea (large yellow croaker) is the source of this 4440-nucleotide messenger RNA. RefSeq names its product family with sequence similarity 53 member C (gene fam53c). Gene Ontology annotation, cellular component: nucleus. Lineage: Eukaryota; Metazoa; Chordata; Actinopteri; Sciaenidae. The record is from RefSeq and is a predicted model, not a curated record. Bases 786 to 2090 code for a protein of 434 amino acids. The transcript is spliced from 5 exons. Gene Ontology annotation, biological process: protein import into nucleus.
CCCCCUCCUCCUCCUCCUGCCUGGCACCGUAAAUGUUAUUUAUGAAUGCCCACCGCUCACGGGCGUGUGCACGCAGAUUCCUUAUUAUUAUGUUUUAAUCAUCACAAUACAUUGGACAUUAAUUGUAGCUGGUGUUUAGGUUAGCUCCGGACCGUGCGGUGCCCGCGGUGUGCGCUUGAAUCCAGACUUUAAUUCAUUGUGGUCGGUUUGGUGCUGACAGCGGCGGCGGCGGCGGGCGGCAGGCGGAGUGGUGUGUUCUGCUCUUUAAUAAUACUGGGUCAAUACACCGAGCACCGCCGCUGUCUGCCAGCCCCCCUGCAUCCACCCCGUCACCCCUGGAGGUGCCGUCCGAUAAGGUGCGUUGCCGGGGGCAACAGCUGACUGACAAUGUUCUUGUGAGAGUGGGCGGGGCUACCUGGCCCUGAGGUGGUAAGGAGGAGGAGGAGUCUCAGCCCUCAGCCCCUCCCACCCCCCGUUCUCCUCGUGCGACGGACCAAACGGACAGACGCACAAACGGGCGUGGCUCUCCCCUCCCUCCUCCUCUUCCUCCUCCUCCCCUUUCCUCCCCGUUCUCUCCCCCUCCUCCUCCUCCACUUCUCCCCGUCUCCUCUCCGCCUCCCUCCCCUGUCUCCCCCCUCGUCCUCUGCCACCAUGCUGUGGUCACGCUGCUGGUGGAGAGCCUGAGGAAGCAGAGUCUGGAAGGCGACCCUGCUCAGCCAGGGGACUUCUACCUGUCCCUGCUGGACCCGAAAACCCUCGCAGAGUGCUGGCCACCAGAUGGCUUGAUGCCUGAGAGCAGCUACUGGCAGCUCUGCCCUCCCUCCAAGUCUGGCCUGCAGGGGGGGUUACUGAGCUCUAGUUUCCCCCCCGGCCCCGUGCCCCUGGUGCCCCCAGAUGCUCACCUACAGGAGGGGGGCGACCCCCUGGACGGCAACCCCUCUCAGCCACAGCAACACCGGCCCCUGGCGCCCAGCACCUCAGCGUCCGAGCUGUCUCUCCCAGGAGCACCGGUGGCCCCUCCUGGCCCCGGGCCCCCUCCUCCACCACCUCCGCCCCCUAAACGCCACUGCCGUUCACUGUCGGUGCCCGAGGACCUGUCGCGCUGCCGCUACACCUGGCGGCCCAGUGCUUCGCGGGUCUGGACUCCUGUUAGUCGUCAGCAGUGCCACGGUGGAGCUGGGGGAGGUGUCACAGGUGGAGGGGCAGGGACGGGAGGAGGGGGCAUAGGGGCAGGUGCGGCGGGAGGAGGAGCCUGUCCUCUCCGCGCUCCUAGCUCCUCCCUGAACUCGUCACUGCACUCCUCAUCCAGCCCCACGUUCUUCAGCCUGGCACUGUCCCCAGACUCUCCGCUACCCUGGAGCUUCCCCUGGGACCCCAGCGAGGCAGCGGCGGGGGGAGGAGCCUGCUGCUGCUUCUUCCCCUCGCCUUCCUCCUGCUCCUCCUCGCCCUCACCCCUCCACCCACCUCCCCCUCCUCAGAGGCGUUUCUCCCUCUCUCCCGUGCUCAUCAGAGACUCGGCGGCCUCCACGUUCCUGCCUCCGCCUCCUGUGCCAAGCCAACAAGCAGUGGCGCCUCCGCCAGGCUGCUCGACCGUAGCUGGAGCUGCCCGGGGAGGCCCAGUGCCCGCCUCGCCCUCCUCGGCCUGCAGCACGCCCUCGUCUUUGCGCCGCAGCCUACCACCACAGCUGCCACGCUGUCACUCGCAGCCCUGCGACCUGCUGCUGUUAAAACCAGGUCUGAAGAGACGCCGCGACCCUGACAGACCCUGCGCCCGACCUGUCCUCGACUUCACCAAGAUGACCCAGACCCGCAGCAUCGACCCGCAGUGUCUGGAGCGUGGCGGCAGGCUGGCCUGCGGCGGUGACGUCUGCAUAGGCAUGGAGGCCUUCAUGGGUGACUUCAGGGGCUCCUGCUCACCGGCAGAGUGCCUGGGCAGGACCAGCAUUGGGCCGCUGAGCGAGAGCGACGAGGAGUGCCGCGAGGACGAUGACGAUGGGGAGGAGGAAGCUGAGGAGCGCGAGGCGGCGCAGCAGGCGGUGUUUGAGAGAGAUUGUACAGAACUCGACUUGAACUUAAUAGAAGAAAACUGACGCAUUUGUAAAUGGAAGGCUGUUUUCUUUUUCAGUUCUUUUAAUUUAGUUUUAUUUUGAUCUGAUCCCCUUCGCCCCGCUAACGGAGCGCCCCCUCUUCUCUUCCUGGACCACCAUCAUCUCAACACUCUGCGCCUCCUUGCCACCAAUCAGCAAGGCUCUCAGGAACAACACCCUCUCUCAUUGGAUGAGCUGGGGUAAACGAAGCUGAUUGACGACAACAGUGAUGAUCUGACUACCACCGGUAAAGACUCAGUGCUGUGGCUUCACUUGGAAACCUCCUGGCUGCUUUUUUAAACACUUCUGAGGUUGGAAAGCUGUUUUUAUUUUAAAGUGAGUCACAUGUUAUGAGAGGAAAUCUCGCAUUCAGCAUCUGACCUUCAGUUACCUCCAAACACCUGCACCUAGUUUCAGGCUAACACGCCAACAGGUAUCUGAAGCCCAGAUGCAUGAUGAGUUUUCCCACUUCAGUGACUGGACUUAGACUGUCCAGGCGUCCAGGUGUCUUCCAACUUGCAGCUGCUGAGUCUCUGUGUAAUCACACUACAGUCUGAUGAGGCCGGCGCCGCACUGUGGCACCAACCUGAAACGGCAUCACCUCGCCACCAUCACAGUUUCCUACACUACAACACAAACCGAGACACCAGAUCUCUUCAGUUAAACAACAUUUAAAAGGACACAGCACUAAACCAUCUUUAGUCGUAAAUGUUACAUAAAACUCAAAGUACAAUAUUUACAAAGUGAGACUUGCCCUUAAAUUCCACUGGGCAUGGAUGUGACACAUUCAGUGUGCACCACGGAGUCUCAGAUUUAGAAGCUGCCUCGAUAUCGAGAGUGCCUUGACCCGAAUCGAUAAUCUUUCAUGGGCAAGUUUAUUGUUCAGAGUCUGGUGUCGCAUCAAAGAAACAAGAAACACAUAGACUGAAACACACAUACCAUGUCAUCACAGUCAUGUGACCUCAGCGUGGUGAUGCGUUUAGGCUUGCUGUUGCUUUGAGGUGUCGUCCCAUCAGACUUCACUGAGGGCAGGUAGCCACUGAUGCUGUUGUUCACCUGAGUGUUCACACAUUCCUGUCACACACCUGUCAAACACUACACACACUCCUACUCAUCCACUCACCCUGUGUGUGUGUGUGUGUGUGUGUCUGUCUGUAACCAUGAACCCUCCUGGUGGUCAUGUGACUUGUGUCUAGAUUGAAUCCGGAUUGAGUCCUGAUACAGUUAAUCCACAUCAACACUGAAGCUGUGUUAAUCUUCCUUUCUAAACUCACACUAGCCACCUUUAAAAACUGCAUUACUAGGCGCUGCAGAUAGCGCUGUGAUCUAGUGUCAUCGUCGACCUUCCAGUGGACACGGUCUUGACCCGGGACCGAACACAACCUCCGAAACAAGCCAUGGCCAAUCUUCAGUAGUGGUUAUCUACUUACUACCAAGUCGUUAAGUUUUUAGUGAGGCCGAGCUUUAGAAUAACAAACUGCAAGAAUAAAAGGAUGCAGAUGUGACAACAUGUAAAAUGCUCACCCAGUAAUAUUUUUUGUAGAGUUCUCUACAGUUUAUCAUUGUUUAAAUGCAGCCACGUUGGGAAUUUUAGUUCACUAAUCUUUUGACAGUCUGAUCGUUGAUUAUUCAGACAUUGUGACCUCAAACUAAACGUGAAACAACAGCAGAUACUGUGUGCUGAAUGCGUACAUGUCGGUCUGAAUUGUGAUUGGUUAGUGAGCUUUUUUGACACUAGUGCUUAUACAAUGUCUCAGUUCCAGUUAUUGUAUCAGUGCUACAACACACGUUAUUAAAAAAUGAAUCGGAACAAGUUAUCAAAUGUUAAAUUAAAAUUACGGCACAGUCUGAAUGCCGAAUAAUGCCAAUAACAUUACGAAUGUGGCCACACAGAAGUGGCUGAAUCGAAUUUCAAUCUGGAUCUGAUCUUGAUGAAAAUGCACAGAACCACCAGGUGUGCUGUUGUUGGGGAAGUCGACUCAAAACACUUGUAGGUUAUGAUGUGACAUUUAGUUUUCCUCCAAAUUUCCCAGAACAAAAACUGCACGUUUGAGGUCUGAACCUUUUUUACAGUAUUUCACUGAGCGUCCAUGUUGUUGUUGACAGCUGCAUAAAGGACCACACGGCUUGUUUUUACAUAUUUUAGCUUUUGUACUGAACAUUCCUCAUGUUAAAUUCUCCAUCGGGUUUCAGAUUGAUUUGUGUUCUUUCAGGCAGCCAUUUUGUUUGAGAUAAUUUCUGUGAAAAUCAACGUGCAGUGACAUAAUCCAUCACAGUCAGCGUUUGGGAGGUUUUCUUUUACUUUUGGACAAAGUUAUUAAGUUAAAAAAAAAAAAAAAAUGUCCCAGAGUCA